This is a messenger RNA of Batrachochytrium dendrobatidis JAM81, 348 nucleotides long. RefSeq lists its product as uncharacterized. The transcript has a single exon. NCBI's taxonomy places the organism in Eukaryota, Fungi, Chytridiomycota, Chytridiomycetes, Rhizophydiales. The record is from RefSeq and is a predicted model, not a curated record. Gene Ontology annotation, biological process: translation. Gene Ontology annotation, molecular function: structural constituent of ribosome. Gene Ontology annotation, cellular component: mitochondrial large ribosomal subunit; ribosome. The coding region runs from base 1 to 348 and encodes 115 amino acids.
AUGUUUAGAUUGCUCAAACCCAUUCAACAAACUACUGCGUCUCAGUAUUACAAACUAGCAGUAUCCAAUUUAUUUAAGCAGUCACAGUGGACGACUUCCCUGCUUUCCCGAUCAAUCACCACCUCACCACUCUCAUCCUGUCUUGCUACCACAACUAAAUGUCCUUGUGGUAACCAUUCCUCCGCUCUGGUAUGCGGAACAACCUCUUUUGUUCAGUCCACUAUCAGAACAUACAAGAUCAAGACUGCGUUGAGAAGACGAUGCGAACACUGCUAUUUUGUAGCCAGAAAGGGCAAACUAAGAAUUGUAUGUCCUGAAAAUGGCAAGCAUAAGCAGCGACAGCCAUAA